AUGGGUGCUAAAGAGGUUGACAAGGCCCUCCGGGAAUCCUUCAAGAAGGGCUUGGCUGUGCGAAAGAGCAUAGCUGAUCUCAAAGAAAGUAAGAAGCUUGAGAAGGGUGAGAAAGCCAAGAAGACACGUGGCACUCUCAGUGUGGCCUCCUCGUCGUCUUCCGGGGUGCCAGAUAAUCCGCCCGUGCCGCUGGAUGAACGUCUCAAUGGACCCACCUCGCUGACAUUGGGUGAGCUCAUGACCAGUGAGCGGCUCAAUUAUGAGGAUGCCUUAAGGGUUUUUCUGAAUGUCAGGCAGGAGUUUGAGGAGCAAGCAAAGAACGAAGCCAAGGCAAACUCCAAAACCUCUCGCAAACGCAAAGCCGAAGAGACACCGAACGAGGAAGAGGAUGACGAGCCCGAUUCCCCGGACCCUACCAAGCCUCCAAAGGCCAGCCCCAAGACCCGAGGCAAGCCGAAAGCCAAGGGCAAGGCGAAGCCCCUGCCCAAGGAGCCUGAGGAGGAGGAAGAGGAAUCUGACAAUCAGGAUCCCGGCAAACUGUUGAAGGCCACCCCAAAGACCCGAGCCACGCCCAAAACCAAGAGCAAAGCCAGCCACACCGCCAAAGAGCCACAGGAGGAGGAAGAGGAAAAAGAGGAUUCCCCGGAGGCCGCCAAGCCCCCAACCCGAGCCACGCCGAAAUCCAAGGCAGAUCAGGAGGACAAGGAGCACGACCUUGCCAUCCUUCCAAAGGCCAGUCCCAAGACUCGAGUCAGCCCAAAAGGGAAAGCCAAGGGCAAGCCCAAGCCCCUGCCCAAGGAGCCAGAGGAAGAGGAAAAUGAUUAUUCACCGAAGUCUGGCAAGCUUUCCAAGGCAAACCCAAAGGGCCGAGCCACGCCGAAAGCCAAGGAUGAGGAGCACGAUUCCCCGGACCCUGCCAAGCCUCCAAAGGCUAGCCCCAAGACCAGAGGCAAGCCCAAAGCCAAGGGAAAUGCCAAGCCCCUGCCCAAGGAGCCUGAGGAGGAGGAACAGGAAUUUGAUGAAAGUCAGGAUUCCGCCAAUCUGCCAAAGGCCACCCCAAAGAGCCGGGCCACGCCGAAAGCCAAGAGCAAGGCCACAUGCACCGCCGAAGAGCCACAGGAGGACGAAGAGGAAGAGAAUCAGGAAGAGGAGGAAGACAUCGCAGCGGAACCCAAGAAAAAGGCAACCCCGAAGUCGAAAGCUGCAACAAUCCGCAGGACAAAGAAAAGAGCCUUGAAGCGCAAGAAUGCAAAGGAGAGCUUGGAGGAGGAUGCUGCAAAGAGCACGAAGAGCAGGGCCAUCACCGCUCGCACACCCCCGAAAGUCCGCCUGCAUGGGAAGACCAAGCCUGCAAGAAAAAAUCAGAAGGUACCUCCGGCCCCGCAUCCAGAUGAAGCUGACACCCAGCUCGAGAACCUAGGGAACCAGCCAGGUGAUGACUCCGAUGGUUUGGCACCGCAGCAUGAGGAGGAGGAGCACUCGGAACACCAUGAUGACACGGAGCACACAGAACAGGAUGAUGACGAGGAGCAAGAGGAUGGCGAGAAGCACCCAGAACAGAAUGAUGAGGAGCAGCAGGAGGAUGAUGGCGAGGAGCACCCAGAACAGCAUGAUGAGGAGGAGCAGCCAGAAGAGGACAAGGAUGAUGACCAGGAUUCUCCCGAGUCCUGUCUCACCUUCAAAGCCGGGCAACACAGCCUGAAUUAUGCGGGCGAGGCGGCACUUCGUGGCACGCUUGCUCGAGGCGACUCCCUAUCUGACUUGUCGGAUCUAUUGAAAACGUCCCUUGUCCUCAAUCCAAUGCCUGAAACCUUAAACUAUCUAUGUAGCCACACACCCCCAUGUUACCAGUUGAAACCUAAUCAUGAUCCAAGGCUUGGCCCCAGUGCCAGCCAACUCGGCUACGCAGAGGAGCUAAGCGGCUUGCUUCGACGUGUUGAUGGUUUGGUGCAAAGCAAGGAAGCCGAGUCUAGUGCGAAGGCAGCAGCAGCCAAGCCCGAGCCAGGAUCAAAGCCCGCAUCCCCACCCAAGCGAAAAAAGACAGCAUCAAAGCCCGCAUCCCCGUCCAAGCAAACAGCUGAAUCACCCGAGAAGCCGUCAGCUGCCAAGCCACCAGCCCCGGCCGCAAGAAAGCCCGCACUCCUGGCCCUGCCGGCCACGGCUGGUCAGGUUGAGGGUCAGGAGAGAGAAGGUGUUGACCGCUUUUACAAGGCUGGCAAGUUCGACGGGUGCCCGAACGUCAAGAUGCUCAUGGAAGGCUCGCUCGAGGAUCGCAACAAAGCCCUGCGAGAGUGGGUGACUUUCGGUGGCAAUGCAGCCCAGAUGGAAGCCAAGCUGAGCUUCGAGCGAACGAGCUCGGUUCUUGGACAGCGGGUGUGGGAACAGGUUGCGGUGAAGGACAUGCGGCAUCCGCCGUAUUCGUUCAGCAAGCUGCCCGGUGUUGAUUUAACGCAGUGCAUGUGCUAUGUGCUUGCUGCAAUGAUAGCUCUUCAGUUGCUGUUGGUACGCAUCACCUGCACUGAGACGAAAGAUUGA
Molecule: messenger RNA, 2535 nt
Organism: Symbiodinium sp. CCMP2592
Lineage: Eukaryota; Dinophyceae; Suessiales; Symbiodiniaceae
Source: the annotation of a GenBank genome assembly